CCUAGAAAACCCUCCUUCGAGCUCCGGAGCUAUUUCGUAUACAAUACAGAGAGCUUCGUGUUCCCGAAGAUGCGGCCACUCGAUGAGAACGAGACGACUGUUGUCUUCGAGAAGCUCUUCAAAUUUGUUGGAAACAAUCUCAAGAACAUCGUGGAUAACCCAUCUCACGAAGGACCUGAAACGGAUCCGGGUCGAUACUGCUUCCGGCUCCAGAAGACCAAGGUCUUCUACGUCAGCGAAUCGCUCGUGAAGCGCGCAACGAAUGUCUCUCGGAAAAACCUCGUAUCCCUCGGGACUUGCAUCGGGAAGUACACCCAUGGGGGGAGUUUUCACCUGACGAUCCAAUCGUUGAAUCUCCUCGCUGCGAAUGCGAAGCACAAGGUAUGGCUCAAACCCACUUCGGAGAUGUCGUUUUUGUACGGGAAUCAUGUGUUGAAAGGCGGGUUGGGGAGGAUCACAGAGAGUAUUGCUCCUGGAGAUGGGGUUGUCGUGUUCUCGAUGUCGGAUGUUCCUUUAGGGUUUGGGAUCGCGGCUAAGAGUACUCAGGACUGUCGGAAACUGGACCCGAAUGGCAUCGUUGUUCUUCAUCAGGCGGAUAUCGGAGAGUACCUGAGGGAUGAAGAUGAGCUUUGAAAAGGGCAGAGAUUGAAGAUUUUCACGAAAUUUCUGCGAUUAUGUAACUUGGGUAUUGCUAGAUUUCACUUGUUUUGAGUUUUUGGAGGUAUGUAACUGUUACAAGUUUUGUGAAACAUGGUGCUGCAGCUAUGAAAGUUCUGGUUUUUAUGAAUCUAUGCGAGUUGUUGUGGUUGUGUA
Molecule: messenger RNA, 813 nt
Organism: Tarenaya hassleriana
Lineage: Eukaryota; Viridiplantae; Streptophyta; Magnoliopsida; Brassicales; Cleomaceae
Product: 60S ribosome subunit biogenesis protein NIP7 homolog
Exons: 1
Coding region: 70-633 (187 amino acids)
Biological process (GO): ribosomal large subunit biogenesis; ribosome assembly
Cellular component (GO): preribosome, large subunit precursor; nucleus; nucleolus
Molecular function (GO): RNA binding
Source: RefSeq, a predicted model, not a curated record